GAUCAUGAAAAUGGUUAUGAUAAACAGCCAAAGCAACGAGCGCCUGAGGUGGUUAGAUUACCCUGCAAUCUGGGCUGUUCAGAUUCUUCGAUGAAAUUGCCGUGAAGUAUGAUGAUGUCUUUGGUUUGGUCCCUUCCCAUGCUCGUUCAUCCAGCAUGGAAUUUGCAGUUGUUGCAGACACACAACGACCCAAGAUGUCCUGUUACCUCGCACCUCGCAUUUUCAGACCAGCGCACUCUGCCAGCGCACUCUGGGCCCGUCAUGAUCCAGCAACUAUUUCGCGUCAGCGAGGCAGCCAAAGCUCCAUCCCUACCUGCUUCCAGACUCCGCGACUCUGCAGAUUAAUCCCUACGAUGCCUACCUCCUAUCCCUUCCCUCUACACAUCCCAUCCACCCCGCCC
Parathielavia appendiculata is the source of this 401-nucleotide messenger RNA. RefSeq lists its product as uncharacterized. The transcript has a single exon. The coding region runs from base 109 to 345 and encodes 78 amino acids. The record is from RefSeq and is a predicted model, not a curated record. NCBI's taxonomy places the organism in Eukaryota, Fungi, Ascomycota, Sordariomycetes, Sordariales, Chaetomiaceae.